AUGGACACAGGAGGCGUAGUGAACGCGCUUGAAAAGUUGGGGACAACCGCUAGGUGGCAACGCAAGAGCGAUAGGCCAGAUAGCGAAAAGGACACCACCAAGUGGUGCAGCUACCAUGGCGACCACGGUCAUCGUUUGGAAGACUACAAUGCCCUCAAAAAAGAAGUAGCUUGGCUGCUGAAGAAAGGUUACCUUGAGCACCUCAUGGGAAAGAAGGGUCAGCAAGGAGAUAAGUCUGGCAAUAGCCAGAAACAACCAUGUCCUCCACCCGAACCUACACAUGAUAAGGUAAUUAAUUCCAUCUCUGGUGGAUCAGAAAUAUGUGGACUAACCUACUCUGUAGCUAAAAGGUUCGCCCGAGAAGGUUCCAAAGCUGUACCAAAGCAGCGCGGGAGUAUAGAGGAGAAGAAGCUCCAGAGCAUGAUCAUCAAUUUUGACGAAGAAGAUGUAGAUGAAGAAGCUGACCAUCAUGACGGUCUCGUCGUGUCCCUCACCGUCAGCAACUGUUUGAUGAAGAGAGUGCUGAUAGAUAAUGGCAGCUCAACUAACAUCAUGUUCAGAAAUGCCCUUGAAAGUAUGGGGCUGCAGGAGGCUGAUAUCAUCAAGAAGGCGACCAUCCUAUACAGAUUCAAUGGUGAGUCAGCUAGAACACUCGGAGCAAUCACAUUGCCCACCUAUGCAAAAGGGGUCAACCUCCAGACAAAAUUAAGUGUAGUAGAUUGUCCCUCAGCAAACAACAUCAUCAUGGGGACGCCGUGGAUUCACAAGAUGCAAGUUGUGCCUCCCACAUAUCAUCAAACUAUCAAAUUCCCUACUAAAUGGGGAGUGCAAGAAAUCAAAGGCGACCGCAAGCUGGCAAGAGAAUGUUAUAACAUAUCCCUCAAAGCAAAGAAAGAAGCCAGCUAG
This is a messenger RNA of Beta vulgaris subsp. vulgaris (sugar beet), 906 nucleotides long. RefSeq lists its product as uncharacterized. The transcript has a single exon. NCBI's taxonomy places the organism in Eukaryota, Viridiplantae, Streptophyta, Magnoliopsida, Caryophyllales, Amaranthaceae. Bases 1 to 906 code for a protein of 301 amino acids. The record is from RefSeq and is a predicted model, not a curated record.